Spodoptera frugiperda (fall armyworm) is the source of this 2593-nucleotide messenger RNA. RefSeq names its product secernin-3. The coding region runs from base 409 to 1608 and encodes 399 amino acids. Lineage: Eukaryota; Metazoa; Arthropoda; Insecta; Lepidoptera; Noctuidae. Gene Ontology annotation, biological process: proteolysis. The record is from RefSeq and is a predicted model, not a curated record. The transcript is spliced from 6 exons. Gene Ontology annotation, molecular function: dipeptidase activity; cysteine-type exopeptidase activity.
AAUAUAGUGACAACGUCAAUAAACAAAACUAUGUCAUCGUCGUAAGGUCGUACGUCAAAACAAAAAGCAAAAAUAAAGCGCAAUAUUGUAAUGAAGAUGAACACUUUAAAUAAUAUUUUGUAAAACUAGUUUAACAAUCGCCAUAUAUGCUGCUAUGAUUUAUAUUAUUACUCGGAUAGUGCUACCUUUUUAAAAUACUUGGUGACCCUUGUCACCUUGACAUGACAAUAUAGAUUACUUCAGUUCACUUGUAUUGCGCGGGCUUUUUAAUUAUUUUACAAUUUUUCAUGUGCAGUUUCCUAGCCUAUAUAAAGAGGAAAUAUUUUUUAUAGUAUCCAGUUGACGCCACUCUAAUACAGAGUUCAGUUGUGUAAUUUCUAUUUGCCUUCUUGAUUCCACUAGUUAACAAUGUUAUCCAAGUUGCCAAAAUCAUGCGAUACAUUUGUUGUGUUACCGCCGUUAACAAAAAACCAAUCCGUCGUGUUUGGAAAAAACUCUGAUCGUCCACAGAAUGAAGUUCAAGAAGUAGUUUUAAUCAAAGGAGGGACCCGGAAUGAUAAGCAAAAGUGCACUUACAUCACCAUAGAUGGGUUUUCACCAGUAAAUACAGUAAUAUUGAGCAAGCCAGCUUGGAUGUGGGGAGCUGAGAUGGGUGCUAAUGAUAAGAAUGUAGUUAUUGGCAAUGAGGCUGUUUGGACUAACAACAAUGAAGGAGAAGGUGACGCACAACCCAAGCGCUUGCUGGGAAUGGACUUGGUGCGUCUAGGAUUAGAGAGAGCUGAUACUGCAGAAGGAGCAUUGGAUGUGAUCACAUCACUGCUUGAAAAGUAUGGUCAAGGUGGUCCCUGCUCUGAACAUGAUGAUAGCCACAUCUAUCACAAUUCCUUCCUGAUAGCAGACACCAAAGAGGCCUGGGUUUUGGAGACCAGUGGCAAGUUAUGGGCAGCUGAAAGAGUCACAAGUGGCUACAGAAACAUCUCCAAUGGUCUUACUAUUGCAACAAAGAUUGAUAAGCAUUCCAGCAAUCUGAUGGAAAAGGCAAAGAGGUUGGGGCUCUGGGAUGGGCAGAGUGAAUUUAAUUUUACUAGAUGUUUCUCAUCUGGUGGUGAUGAACAAAGGCAGCAAGAAGGUGCCAGAUUGUUGAAAGAGGGAAGCUCUUCAUCAACAUUUGAUGUGAGGGACAUGAUGAAUGUAUUGAGACAUAAGGACAGCCGUAUUUGCAGAAGUUGUGAUGACACCUUCCCCACACAAGGAAGUCAGGUGUCCAGCCUCUCAGAUAAAACAAUAAGUGUUCAUUGGUUCACUGCUACACCGGACCCCAGUUUGUCAUGCUUCAAACCAUUCGUUUUCACUAAAAAUGCCCAAGCUUCUCCACUUAUCGUGAGCCCGGAUGAGCCACUUAGAGAACAUCACCUUUAUAAGUUGCAUAUGGGACGCAUAUCUGCAAGCGAUAAUGACGAUAUUGCCAAGGCUAUACAAAAGCUAGAAGAAGAACACAUUGCAGAUAUCGAGAAAUAUGCGAAUGAUAAUCCUACCAACCAAAACACUGAUAAACUUGAUAACGUACUCAAAGACUGUGUAGAGACUGAAGUAAAUUUAUAUGCUUAAAGUCUUCCUGUGUCAAUUUAAAAUAUUAUUUUAUUUACACGUUUUCUCAUUAGAUAAAACUUAUUUUUUCACCAAAGUUUCAAGUAAAAUUGUUAUGACUAAAUAUUAUAUAAAUUUAAGGACUAUAUCGUCCUAAAUAUCACUAUUAUGUUAGUUAUUUUAAUUUACUUUUAUUAUACAAUAUUAGUUUGUGGUGGGGAAAAUUCAUCUAAUUGGGUGUUUUGUUUGAACCAUUUUAAUCAUUGUUGUUAUAGUAAUUGACUAUUAUAAUUUAUAGCUGUUAGUAAUACUAUGUUAAGAUAAUUUUAUGAUAUAACAGAAUAUUGUAUUUUACAGAUAUUUUCUCUGGUUGCCAUAUUACUAAAAUAUGUGAAUUUAGUCAAAUUAUCCAGUCAUUUGGUAGCUGUAGAUUCUGUGUAGAUUCUGCAGUUAUUGGGAGAUAAUAAAUUCCUGUUUUAGGUAUAUAUUUUUGAACAAAAUCCCGUAAAAAUUAUAAUAAACGACGUUCUUCACUGAUGGCAAAUUAAUGUUCGCUAUUCUCUCUAACUACUCUUAAUUGUUUUCUACGCCGAUAUUGACACGUCAAGGGCAGGUAACUGGAUUAUAUGUUAAUAUAAUUAAAAAAAUAUAAUUCAGAACGGAAAUCUAUUUUCAAUAAACAUAUUUUAAAUUGCAGUAUUAUAAAGAGACUAUGUAUGCUAAAUACCUUUGUGGCCUUUAUUAAAUAAUUAUAUUUUGCUAAUGUUGCAGUUUAGUAAUUUAUAUGUAUUACAAAAAUCGUAAUUAUUUAUAUAUCUAUUUUAGUGCUUAGUAGUUAAUAUUUAAAUUUACAAUAAUUAUAAUUUGAUUGCAUAUGUUAACGUAAUUGGGGCUAUCUGGUGCUAAUUAUAAGCUCAAGUAGUUUCUUGUAUUUAAUUUUGUUUGUAACGGGUUACUUUAUGUAAUGAAUGAUUGACUUUAUUGAAAUAUAAAUACAUAUAACUAA